This is a messenger RNA of Spizellomyces punctatus DAOM BR117, 4286 nucleotides long. RefSeq lists its product as uncharacterized. NCBI's taxonomy places the organism in Eukaryota, Fungi, Chytridiomycota, Chytridiomycetes, Spizellomycetales, Spizellomycetaceae. The transcript is spliced from 17 exons. Gene Ontology annotation, molecular function: protein binding; cysteine-type deubiquitinase activity; cysteine-type endopeptidase activity. The coding region runs from base 570 to 4022 and encodes 1150 amino acids. Gene Ontology annotation, biological process: protein deubiquitination; regulation of protein stability. Gene Ontology annotation, cellular component: cytosol; nucleus. The record is from RefSeq and is a predicted model, not a curated record.
ACGGGAGUGCUUAAACCAGUGGUCAACAUGAGCCUCAUGGUGUGCAUAGCAAGUUACUUGUCGAUCACUGGUUGCGUCGAUGAUUUUCAGGCCAUCAUCAUCGAUUGUCAGAGCGCUCGCAUAUGAUAGACAUUUUAUUUACUCAAAACAUGCGGUAACCAUCCUAUGCAUGACAAAUCGUAUCGCGAACCAUGACCGCUACCGGUACAUAUGAUAUCUUGAAGCUUUCAGAUCCCAAAGCCAAAAGCCGCGAAACUCCAACGCCUUUGGCUGGAACCGGCUGCAUGACGCAUAAACACGUGUUUCCGAUACCUGGCGCUGGCUACAGUUUGCUCAAAGUGGAGUACCAACAUCUGGUCGUUGGCUGUCUUUGGGCCUGUGUACGAUCCCCACACCAUCCGCACGACGAGUAGAACUUGUGUAUAAAAUACCUUAUACUUGGCGGCGCAGUUGGAUGACCUGCGAUCCACCAGUUUUACUGUAGCUUGCACUCAAACAUACUUCAAUCGCCGUCGGUCAUUUUCUUGACAUCUCUUUCCACUGAACAUUAAUCGCAGUUUUCAACUGUCAUGGAUCGACAAGAGCCAGCCGGCCAGGAUCCUCAGGACCUAUUGGACGUCCAACCCAUGAAGAUAGAGUUAGACGAACCACCGACAGACCCUAUGGAUACGGAAGUUCAUGCAGUGGCAGAGCCACAAAAACCCAAGACUGAUAUUGAUAGUAUCUUACCGUUGUAUGACGACAUGCAGGAGGAAGGCAAUUAUGUGUUCAAAUGGAAAGUGAGCAAUUACAACGUUUUACGAACAAAGGAGAAGGAGUACAGUCCGGAAUUCGAAGUUGCUGGUUCAAAAUGGCGAGUUUUACUGUUUCCGCGAGGGAAUAGACAGACGGAUGCAAUUUCAGUCUAUGUGGAUUCCGUAGACGCUCAUGAACAAGCACCCGAUUCCGACUGGCAUCGUUGUGCUAUGUUUGCUAUUGGCGUUAUGAACCCGCGGGAUGAAUCCCUUCUCGUUCAGCAAGCGGCCCAGCACAGAUUCAACCCGGAAGCUACCGACUGGGGCUUUAAUCAGUUGACUAAAUUAACCUGGAUGUACCGAGGCCAUGAGUCAAUAGGAGGACCAAUCAUUGAAAAGGAGGAGUUUAUCGUCAUUGUAUGGAUCAGAGUAAUAAAAGAUGAAACGGGUGUACUAUGGCAUAAGUUUGAAAAAUGGGACUCCAGAAAAGAAACGGGGUUCGUCGGGUUGAAGAACCAGGGCGCUACGUGUUAUAUGAAUUCGCUUCUCCAGUCACUCUACUUCACUUCAUAUUUCAGAAGGGCAACCUUUGAAAUACCGACGGAAAAUGAUGAGCCUUCAAAGUCAAUUCCGCUUGCCUUGCAACGUGUUUUCUAUAAUUUGCAGGUCUCGCCUGAGGCUGUUGGUACCACUGAACUGACAAAGUCGUUCGGGUGGGAUACAUUGGAUUCCUUUAUGCAGCAUGAUGUGCAAGAGUUCAACAGAGUGUUGCAGGACACUCUAGAAAGCAAAAUGAAGGGAACGAAGGCGGAAGGUGCUAUUUCACGGCUCUUUGUGGGGAAGAUGAAGAGUUAUAUAAAGUGCAUUAAUGUGCCAUACGAAUCUUCGCGGGUUGAAGAUUUCUAUGACAUCCAAUUGAACGUCAAGGGCUGCAAGAAUUUGAAGGAAUCGUUUGACGAAUACGUCGCUGUUGAAACUUUGAAUGGGGAUAACAAGUACCAAGCGGAAGGGUACGGACUGCAAGACGCAAAGAAGGGUGUGAUUUUCAACGCAUUCCCCCCAGUGCUGCAUCUACAACUGAAACGGUUUGAAUACGACAUUGAACGUGACGCGAUGGUGAAAAUCAAUGACCGGCAUGAGUACCCUGUGGAAAUCAAUCUCGACGCGUAUCUUGAUGAACAUGCGGUCCGGACGGUGUCACAAAAGUAUCACUUGCACGGGGUACUAGUGCACAGUGGAGAUUUGCACGGCGGGCAUUAUUGUGCCUUUAUUCGUCCGGGACCGGAAGACAAAUGGUUCAAGUUUGAUGAUGACCGCGUCAUACCCGCUCGUCACAAGGAAGUCUUUGAGGACAACUUUGGAGGGGAGUACCCAAUGGCACGCCCAGGUGUCAAAGUAUAUAAACGCUAUACAAACGCGUACAUGUUAGUGUAUGUUCGCGAUAGCGACCGAGACCAGGUUCUUGCCCCUAUUACCAACGAUGACAUUCCGGAGCAUCUCCGUGUCCGCUUGGACCAGGAGAGGGCAGCUCAUGAGAAGCAAAUGCGUGAGCGUGAUGAGGCCUACAAGUACAUACAAGUGAAGGUAUUGACGGACGAUCAGAUUGCGCACCAUGGAGGAUUUGAUCUAUGGAAUUUCAAUGAUCCUGGGGCACAAAUUUCUACGUUCAAAGUUGUAAAACAGGACACCUUUAACGAUUUCAAGGAAAUGGUCGGCCGCCACUUCAAACUUAGCCCUCAGCGGUUCCGGUUGUGGACAAUGGUUGGUAGACAGAAUAGAACUGUAAGACCAGAUGCGCCGAUCCCCGAGAACGACGGAGACCUGUCCAUGGAAAAGAUACAGAACAAAUAUGCCAAAACGUCGAAUGAGCUUCGCCUUUACGUCGAGCAAAUGGACGAUCCUUUUGCCGCCAAGAUCAGCAACGGUAUCUCGCAAAAGCCAACCCCAUUGCCUAUCAGAGACGACCGGCUACCUGGCACUGUAAACGACAUUGUGCUUUUCCUAAAGUACUAUGACCCAUUCACUAGCAGAUUGACUUAUGCAGGUCGGCUCGUGGUGGAGAACAGGCAACAUAAAAUUGGAGAUAUUAUACCAAAACUGCUUGAGCGUGCCAAGUUGCCUCCAGGAACCCCGCUACGACUUUACGAAGAAGUCAAGCCAGAGAUGAUCGACCUGUUGAAACCAAAAUCUACCUUCCACCAAGCUGAGCUGGGUGACGGUGACAUCAUUUGUUUUCAGAGGGAUCUGUCGUUGCAAGAAGAAGAACAGCUGCCAAGUCCAGCCUUGUGCGAUGUGACUGGAUACUUUGACGCACUUCGCAACCGGGUAACAAUCACAUUCAAGGAAAAGGGCAAGGAGCGCGAGGAUGCGGGAGUAACGAUCGUUUUGAGUAAAAAGAUGAACUACAGCACCGUCGCGCAGGCACUAGCGAAGGAGAUUGGCGCAGAACCAGAGAAAAUUCGCUUGUUGUCGUUUACGCACAGCGGAGUGGCACCGCGGAGUGGGACACCAAUCAAGUUCAGUCAAUCAUGGACGCUUGAAUUGGCUUUUGGUCCCAUGUUCCAGCCGCGGGAUAUUGUUCCCAACGAGGAGAUAAAUGGCAUUCUACUGUACGACUUGUUGGAUAUCCCCGUGGCAGAGCUUGAGACGAAACGGUAUUUGAAGGUGACGUUUGCUGAUACCCAAAAUAAAGAACAUGGGCCAUUUGAUAUUUUACUAUCGAAAACUGCCAAGGUGUCUGAUGUUUUGGCUGAUAUCACAGACAAACUCCAAUCCGAUGCGAUAAAAACUGAACGCAAGGGAUCUGGAAAGCUGCGCAUGUUUGAGUGUAGCAAUUCUUCCCGCAUUGUUCGAGUGUUGCAACCGGAGGAUGCUGUGAGCAUCAUAAAAGAGGGGGCGGAUAUAUAUGUAGAGGAAAUCCCAGUGGACGAGGAGAACCUAGCGCCUGGAGACAAAGUUAUCCAGACUUGCCACUACAACAAGGAUCCCUCUCGAGGCCACGGCAUACCAUUCACAUUCGUCGUGCGCAAUGGAGAACCGUUUACAGUAACAAAAAAGCGGCUGCAAGAGCGAAUGGGCAUGAAUGAGAAAGAUUUUGCAAAAGUCAAGUUUGCAGUUAUCCCUGCUGAUCAGCGGUAUUCCACUGCGAAGCCACGGCCAAUUGAAGAUGAUGAGGUGCUAGCGGCCCUUCCAUGGGAUGGAGCUGUACUUGGCUGCGACCAUAUCGACAAAACUGGUCGCAACGGACGCUUGGGAAGUUUUGAAAAGGCUAUCAAAAUUUUCGGAUAACAGAUUUGAUCUUGCGUGCUGCGCACGGAUUUAAUCUUGGGGCUUUGGUAUGGGAUGUAUGAUUUGGAGAUUUCUUUCUGUGUCGUGAAUUCACUGGCCGUUUUGGUAUGAUGGUUCAAUUUCUGCCGGUUGGGACGGCGGGUACAAGGGUAUGGGCCGGGAGUAUGAACGGACUGGAUAAAUUGCUGGUUUCCACGUUUUAUAAAGAUGUAUUAUGACACUAAAAUGCAGAUGAAUGGCAUUGGAGUUAAAAUCUGGUCUCGA